AUGAGCGGAAAGGAGCGUGCCGUGGUACCAAUUGAAUCAAACCCUGUAGUUUUUACAGAAUUUGCACACAAAUUAGGCUUACAAAAGGAAUGGGCAUUUUUCGAUAUAUAUAGCUUAACAGAGACUGAAUUAUUGGCAUUUUUACCAAGGCCAGUAAAGGCCAUCGUGCUGCUAUUCCCAAUAAAUGAAAAGGGCAAUUCAACUGUUAACGACCAAAGUUCAAAGGCAAGAAGUACAGAUGUUAUAUGGUUUAAACAAUCAGUCAAAAACGCGUGUGGUUUGUAUGCAAUCCUUCAUUCAUUGAGCAAUAACCGGUCAUUGUUGGAACCAGGAUCCGACUUGAUAAAAUUUCUAGAAUCUCAAAGUAACAGUGCAACUCCGAGAACUAUGUUUGAUGAUGCAAUCGCUGAUCAAUUUGUCUUGGAUGUAAUUAAUGAUAAUACACAAACAUUUUCUACCGGCCAAUCAGAAGCACCUGAAGCUACGGUGGACAUUAAUCUGCAUUACAUCACAUACGUUGAAGAGAAUGGUGAGAUAUUUGAGUUGGAUGGAAGAAAGCUAAGUGGGCCCAUUUCCUUAGGUGAAAGCGAUCCAACUGCCGCUGAUCUGAUUGAACAGGACAUAGUCAGACAAAGAGUUGCGUCAUAUAUGAAGAGUGCUGAUAAAGAGGAUGUAUUAAAUUUUGCCAUGCUAGGAUUAGGCCCCAACUGGGAAUGA
Saccharomyces eubayanus is the source of this 717-nucleotide messenger RNA. RefSeq names its product ubiquitin-specific protease YUH1 (gene YUH1). Gene Ontology annotation, molecular function: cysteine-type deubiquitinase activity. Gene Ontology annotation, biological process: ubiquitin-dependent protein catabolic process; protein deubiquitination. The transcript has a single exon. Bases 1 to 717 code for a protein of 238 amino acids. Gene Ontology annotation, cellular component: cytoplasm. Lineage: Eukaryota; Fungi; Ascomycota; Saccharomycetes; Saccharomycetales; Saccharomycetaceae. The record is from RefSeq and is a predicted model, not a curated record.